UCGACGGAAAGUUCUGUGUUUGCCGUAAAGGUGCAGCGCUUUACCAAGCUUUCAGCAAAGGCGAAAAAUGCAGUCGAUGAUCGAUAGUUUGACUCGACCUAACCGCACAUCUGUAAAUCUGUAAGAUAUGCCUGGGAACAGUGUGGGGAACUCCCGGCAAGCCAAUAUCUAUAGCCAGAAUAACAAGCCAAUGAGGGACAAUCAACAGAGGCCAUCAAGUGUUUCCAAAGAAAGUGACAUGUGCCUGGAGGUUUUGGGUGAUGUGACUCCUGAUCUGAAUCAACCCAAAAAAUCAAAAGCUGCCAAAGUCAGAAAGUACUAUCAAAGUAAUGCCAACGGGAGGCAGUCGGAGACUCUUGACUUUCUUCCUGGAUCUGCUGAAAGUCCUCCAUCUUCUGGUUCAUGUGGGCCUUGCAAUACAUUUUCAUGGGAACGGUGCAAAGAACUCCUAUGCAUUGUAGUAACCUGUGGUCACUACAAAACUGAGCACGACAUCUGUAUACCAUGUACAUCCAGCUCUGAAACUUCAACAGAUGACAAAAUUCAUGAAUCUAAAGCCAAUGGAGUAGCAUUGAUUAAUCAACGAACUACACUGAGAACUGAAAAUAAGCCUUCAAAAAACCCUAGUUUUAAUUACCCAGAUUUAAAACUUUAUGGAAAGCCUUUGAACCUUGAGAGUGUUGGUAGCCACAAACCAAGCACAUCUUGCACAAAUUCAUUAAAAUCACUUUCUAGAAGUGAGAGUAUGGAGAAGCCAUCAGGUCCUCUCAGCAAGAUUUCAGACUAUUCUUUUGAAGACCUAGAUCAGGGUAUAGACGAACUCAACACUUCAGGCACAGAUAUAAACUCAUUGAUUAACAAGAAAUUGUUGGAGCUCUUUACUUCGCAUCAAAUAGACCAGCUUGCAAAAUGCACAUCAGAUUCAGCCUUUUUUAAGAAAACAAGUGAGAUUGCUGAGCUUAUCAAUCACAUUAUGCAUAAUUACAAUCUUGAUGAACAGGAUGCAGAAUGUCGUUUGGUACAUGGCGUUAUACGCAUUAGCACCAGGAAGCCCAAGAAAAUCAAAUCCCCUGAAAAUCGGUCUGACAAUGACUCGCGUUAUGUAAGCUCCAUUAGGAACAACGAUGACAAAAGGGAAAGUGGCAAGAGGGAUAAUGGAAGUUAUCCUCCUGACAGUGGCAAUGAAACAAUGAUAGACACUUCUGGUAUCAGUCAAGAUAGUAAAGGACUUGAUAUACAGAUAUCAGAGGAAACAAGCUCGGAUAAACGUGCUCGAGAUCUGGUUUGCCAGAGCCUGUUGGCUUCUCCUUCAAGAUCAUCUGCUGAAAAUUAUAGCCCACUUCCUGAGACUGAAACAGACUCUUCUGGCGCUCCUCUACUUUCACCACUUGCUCGAACGUGACCUUCUCAGGGGACUGACACAGUGCCAUGAACCACAUAGAGAUCCUAACCUUCCUACUCCAUGUUAGAAAGCAGGCCUUAUGGCAGACAGAGUUCAUGACAAAUAAACUUGCUCUUCUGUCUGUAUCUUCCCCAUGCUUUUUUAACUGCUGAGUUUCUUAUUGAAUAUAAGAUUAAAAAAAUGUUUGGCCUACCUAACAGGACAGCAGAAGCUAACAUGCCUAUCUCACAUCUAGUCUUAUGCCACUGAAACGAGCAUGUGGUGAAGCCCUUUGGAGAUGGACUAGAACUCUUUUAUUUGGAAAACUUGCUUUCCUGGACAUGGUCAGAGGAGGUUUGCAAUCUGAACGAUAUUUUUUUUCAUUCAAUAGUCCACAAUGCCCAGAAGUUUGCCUGAGCAACUAAUGAUGGUUGACUUUUGUCUCUUGCAUAAACACCCAGAUGCUAAGACCAGCUUAGUGUUCCUUUAUGUUUUCACUGAUUUUUAACCUGCAAGCACACAGACUUUGGAUGAUGUUUUACUACACUCUGUUUUCUGCAUGAUUAUAACACGUGAAACCACUGAAUUGGAAAGAAUUGUACUUUAGAGAGAAUGUAAAAUGUUUUUGUUUUUUUUUCCCCCCAAUUGUAUUAUCUCAUUUAUCACGUUGGAGUAACUGGAGAAAACUGGAUUUGAGGAGAGCAGGUUAUUGAACUGUGAUAUUUUUGUAUGGCUUGUCAAGUUUGUAUUUUUAGAAUAAUAUAGCAGGUGACUUAUUUAGCUCUUUCUGCAUUAGACAGCCUGUGCAGUUGUUGACGGGCUAUAUAGUACAGUACUUUACAAAAAGCUAGUUACAAAGCUAGUGUUGGCUGUUAUUUUUUAUUUGUAUUUGUUAAAUAUCAAAAAUAAUGUAUAAUUCUAAGUGCUUUUUAAUUCCCACCAUGCCGUGUUUGUCUGUAUUAUACAGCUGUAUAUAAUUAGAAACAAAUUAUAUUUUGGAUGACUUAUAAUUAAAGUUUUGUAUACUACUGAAAAAUGUCCCCUGCCUAAAACUUCAGACACUAUCUGAUCAUUAAAGUGCAGAAAAUAUCAAAUCGUUUAGGGAACAAUGAAAACAAGCCUAAUCAUAAUUUGUUUUAUGAUUGCAGCGCCAAUCAUUGUUUAGUGAGUAAAUCAAACUUUUAAUAUAUUUUGUAUCAAAGAAUUUUAAAAUAUGUAAAGAACAAGUUACUAUACACGUGUGCAGGUAUUCUUCCUUUACAAUCUCUACAGUAUCAGAGUUGCAGCAGUAAACAGUCUACUAGAGUGCAGGAUUUGACAAAACAGUCAUCAGUGGGUGUUACCAUAUGGCCUUAUUGCUUCAUCUAAGAAAUCAAAAUCCUUUUAUUCUCAGCUGUUACUUGACAAGUAAAAGUGGUCAUCGAUUUUCUGCACCUGCUGUAACACCCCAUAGGAAACAAUGACAAAACUGAUAGAAAAGUGGAGUGUGGAGAAAUUAAAGAGGAGGAUGAUGUCCACUUACUGGUUCAUUUUUGUUUCUUGUGCAUUGUUAGUAAGUUUUACACAAGUCCUCAAGAAUGCUGAAGCAGACUUUCUUUUACAUUCAUGAAGGCAGACUUGAAACAAUAGUAUUCUUCAACUUCCUUAAUCCAGGGAACCAACCAGUAAAAUUCCUGUGGCUCUGAAUACGCUUCUGGCCCCUGCAGCACCUGCAUGCUCUCCUUUGGACGAAAGUCCCGUUUCUUCAGAAGCAGUGUGAAAUGAAAAAAAGUUGUUUGUCUGGUUUGGAAAGGAGAGUGAACAACCUUUUUUAUCUCUCUGACAAAAUGUGACCAUUAAUAAAAUGAAAGUAGGAA
Molecule: messenger RNA, 3237 nt
Organism: Polypterus senegalus (gray bichir)
Lineage: Eukaryota; Metazoa; Chordata; Cladistia; Polypteriformes; Polypteridae
Gene: kdf1a
Product: keratinocyte differentiation factor 1a
Exons: 4
Coding region: 128-1402 (424 amino acids)
Biological process (GO): regulation of epidermal cell division; keratinocyte development
Cellular component (GO): cell junction
Source: RefSeq, a predicted model, not a curated record